AUGGCUUCUCAAACUUUUUUAAUAGUUGGCGCCACAGGAACUCAAGGUGGUUCAGUAAUUACGGCACUUCUAGCAACGCCUUCGGUUCCAUCAAUCCAAAUACUAGCUCUCACGCGAAACACAACAUCUCCCAGAGCCAAAGCUCUUGCUGCACUUGACUCCCGCAUCACCCUGUUACAAGGCGAUCCAUCAUCACCCAAAGAAAUAUUUACAAACGCAAAUACCCAAAUAAAUGCCGUAUUCUGCGUGACCGUCCAUGGCCCAACCGGAUCCGAAGAAGCGCAAGCUCACGGCCUCAUCGACGCCAGCAUCGCAAAAGGCGUCAAACAUUUCGUCUUCACGUCCGCUGAUCGCGGGGGAGAUGUCGCCUCAGAUCGAAAUCCCACGCCCGUCGCACACAUUGCGACGAAAUUCCGCAUCGAGCAGUAUCUCAAAGAGAAAGCCGCUGGUACGUCCAUGGCCUGGACGAUCCUCCGACCCGUGACAUUCAUGGACAAUCUCACGCCCGACUUCCCCGGGAAGGGAUUCGCGGCUAUGUGGAAACAAGUCGGAGCUCGACGGAUCCAGGUCGUUGCUGCGAAUGAUAUUGGGGCUUUUGCCGCGAAGGCGUUGUUGGAUCCGGCGAGGUUUGCUGGGAAGGCGAUUGGGAUUGCAGGGGAUGAGUUGAAUUUUGAGGAGGCGUGUGAGGUGUUUAAGAGGGAGAUGGGGGUGGAGAUGCCGACUACGUUUUGUGCUGUAGGGAGUGUGUUGAAGAUGGCGAUGAAGGAUAUUGGGGCUAUGUUCAAGUGGUUUGAGACGGGUGGGUAUGCGGUGGAUAUUGAGAAGGCGAGGGAGGUGUAUCCUGAGUUGCAGGAUUUUGGGACGUGGUUGAAGAGAAGUAGUGGGUUUCGUGAGGCAGUGGUGUAG
Molecule: messenger RNA, 906 nt
Organism: Glarea lozoyensis ATCC 20868
Lineage: Eukaryota; Fungi; Ascomycota; Leotiomycetes; Helotiales; Helotiaceae
Product: NAD(P)-binding Rossmann-fold containing protein
Exons: 1
Coding region: 1-906 (301 amino acids)
Source: RefSeq, a predicted model, not a curated record